Nematostella vectensis (starlet sea anemone) is the source of this 1157-nucleotide messenger RNA. Its product is annotated as transcription initiation factor TFIID subunit 9B. Gene Ontology annotation, cellular component: transcription factor TFIID complex; SAGA complex. Gene Ontology annotation, molecular function: RNA polymerase II general transcription initiation factor activity; protein heterodimerization activity; transcription coactivator activity. The record is from RefSeq and is a predicted model, not a curated record. The transcript is spliced from 5 exons. Gene Ontology annotation, biological process: RNA polymerase II preinitiation complex assembly; DNA-templated transcription initiation. The coding region runs from base 32 to 976 and encodes 314 amino acids. NCBI's taxonomy places the organism in Eukaryota, Metazoa, Cnidaria, Anthozoa, Actiniaria, Edwardsiidae.
CGGCACCCCCAUUUUGAUUGUUCGUUCCAAGAUGGCGGCUUCUUCGAGUCAAGCAAACACAAACACAUCUCAGACCGUGCCCGAUGGAAAUACCCCGGCGCGGAGUACGCCAAAAGAUGCACUCGUCAUGGCUGCCAUCCUCAAAGAGAUGGGAAUCAGUGAUUACGAACCGAGAGUCGUGAAUCAAAUGCUAGAGUUCACAUAUCGCUACAUCACCACUGUACUUGAUGAUGCUAAGGUGUACUCAAGUCAUGCAAACAAGAAAGAGAUUGAUGCUGAUGACGUUCGACUUGCCAUCCAAUCACGUCUGGACCACUCAUACACCAACCCACCACCGCGAGAUUUCUUGAUUGAGAUUGCCAGACAGAAAAACAGGACACCACUUCCUCAGCUCCAGCCCAAAAGCGGACUACGUCUCCCUCCUGACCGCUAUUGCCUGACAGGAACAAAUUACAAAUUAAAAGCACAGAAAAAGCAGACAAUUCGGCCUGCACCUAUAACCAGCAGGGUCCCAUCCCUCUCUUCAUCAAUAUCAGUCGGCACAGGUAUCAAACCAGCUCAAGUAGUAAUCCGCACUCCCUCUACCUCGACACCCAUCUCUACCUCGACACCCAUAGUAGCCACACUUCCUAGGACAGUUGCUAUGGUAACACAGACAGCAACCCCCAUCAUUGCUGGGCAGACCUUAAGUCUGGUUACGGACGUGAAAAAGGAACCAGUUGUUGGCGUAUCAACAAAUCCACAGACCCUUACACAGGGGAAGGUAACAAUAGCAGAGAGUUCUCCAGCACAACCCAAACAAGCCACGCAGGUCACAGCAACAACCACAGCUAAAGGUGCUAGCAACACUGGUAACCCAGCAUCCAUGGUGACUAUCUCCGCUCUGCCGAGUAUGGAUGAGACCCUUGCAAGCGCCCAUCAACCCCUUAUAACACCACUUAAGAGAAAACUUGAUGAGGAUGAUUAUGAUGUCUAGUAAGAUGUAGUCUCUCAAACAAUGUUGCUUGGAUAUAAUUUGGUGAUAAUACACAUAUUAUAUUGUACAUUGUUAACGUUUUACACACACGCACAAAACAAAUGUCCCAAUGUACUGUAAUAAUUGUAGCUAGUAUUGUAUAAUCGCAUAUAUAAAAUAAAUAGUACCCUGUUUACUCAGA